UUACAGAAAAUAAAAAAUAAAAAUCCAGUUGCGCCAUGAAAAAUAGAGAGAAACAGAGUCGACACUGUAUAGCGAGGGAAAACGACUCUUCAAAUUAUCCAUGGUAGGGUUUUACAAUCUUAGGGUAUUUCCAGCUUUCUUAAACCUAGUUUCUGUUUCUACAAUAUCCAUGACCCGACCCGCGAAGCGCGAACGGGGUACUGUUACUGCUAGUAGGACAACAGGAUCCAAUAAUGGUAGAGCAGAAUUUGUGAGUUUAUCAGACGGUCCAGCGUCUGCCGGACGUGCAGCUCUUCGAUCACGGUACCUCGCCGUGAAGAACCUCAUUAAUGGUGAAAGAGAGGAUAUUGGAAAAUUUGAUUCGGAUAAGUUCAAGUCCGUCUUUCAUGAAGUGCAAAGCUUGCACCAACAAGUACAGAAACCAAGAGAACAAAUUGUUGAUGCAGAGGCUCUGUUUGGAAUCACAAACUCAUUAUUGGUGUCUGUCAAGGCGCAUGGCAGUGAUGGAAUAACUGCCUCCGAUUUUGUAAGUUGCCUCCUUAAAGACUUUGGGCAACAAGGUGGGCCUGGCAGUUGCGCAGAAGCUGUUAGGGACAUAGUCUGGAACAAGAUUGGAGCUGCAGCAUCUCAUGUAUUCAGGACUGGUCCAGGCUGCUGCACCAUGAUUGGGCCUAUGGAUGCUGAAUUAAAAACGCGGAAGACUGUUGUUAGAAAACAUGAGAAACCAACUACGAGUGCUCAGCCUGAAGAGGUUGGUGGAAAUCUGGGAGAAAAAAGAAGAGAUACAGAUUUAAAUAUGGCAACUAUGUUUAACAUUUUAAAGAAUAGAAAAAUCGUGAAGCUUGAAAAUUUAGUUUUGAAUAGAAACUCAUUUGCGCAGACUGUGGAGAAUUUGUUUACCUUGUCAUUUCUAGUUAAAGAUGGCCGGGCUGAGAUAAAAGUGAAUGAGAAUGGCUGGCAUCUAGUUUCUCCAAGGAAUGCUGCUUCAGCCAUGGCAGUUGCCUCAGGGGAGGUUGUAUACAGGCACUUUGUCUUCAGAUUGGACUUCAAGGAUUGGCAGUUGAUGGCAUCUUCUGUUGGUCUAGGGGAGGAGGUGAUGCCAAAUAGGACUCAAAUGAGCCUUUCAUGUAAUAGUCAGCAAGAUCCAAUGUCUAUAGGAUCUGAAGCAGGACCUACCACACCAAUUCGGAAGUUGUCCAGGAACCGUGGUUUUAUUUUACAGGAAGAGACAAUUGCAGAAAAACCUGAGAUAGACACUUAAGUUUUGGAGGAGACAAUUGCAGAAGACACAUCACCUGAGAAAAACAAUACUCUGACAAGCACAACUGUUAGUCGGAAAGGAAAGCGCAAGGCACAGUGACAUUGGUGGUGGAUUAAGUAGAAAAUUAGGGUUUGCCUAGUUAGUUACAAUCAGUUAGAUCUAUACAUGCCGAGAAUCAUACUACUUGAUUAGUUUUAUCAUAGCAAUUAAAUUUGCUCCUAUUCGUUCUCCCCACAUUUAUUUGGGGUUGUCUGGUAAUAGAAACUCUGAAUGACAUUCAUAAAUUUGUUGCUACACCAUAUCUGAUCCGAACGCUAAAAGAAUAAUUUGUGAAUAUUUCUUUUGCAUA
Molecule: messenger RNA, 1610 nt
Organism: Jatropha curcas
Lineage: Eukaryota; Viridiplantae; Streptophyta; Magnoliopsida; Malpighiales; Euphorbiaceae
Product: non-structural maintenance of chromosomes element 4 homolog A
Biological process (GO): DNA repair
Cellular component (GO): Smc5-Smc6 complex; nucleus
Source: RefSeq, a predicted model, not a curated record